CUAGCAACUGUCAAAAAUUUCAUUAAAAGUCACAUCACUGGCUCCAGUCGUCGUCGUGGUAAAUUUGUUAAUAAAAGUGGGAGACAACAAUUGUGGCAGGCAAUCGAAAAAAUUUAGCACUGUAGUGUUUUUUGUUUAUAUUUUUAGAAUAUAAGGGAAUUAAUACAAUAUCUAUUUAAUCAUGUGGAGCAGGUCGAAAUGUGUUUGCUUCACAGCUUUUAUGUUAAUUUAUGUAUUUUAUAAUCCAACUAAUAGUGGCGCUGUCGACAUGACCAGUGAUAAUAUCGACAUGACUUUAGCUUCUAAUGAAUUAGUAUUCCUUAAUUUCUAUGCGGAGUGGUGUCGUUUUAGUAAUCUUUUAGCACCAAUUUUCAACGAAGCUGCAGAUAAAGUUAAGGAGGCUUUUCCAGAUGGUGGAAAAGUAGUGUUAGGCAAAGUAGACUGUGAUCGUCAAACUUCAAUUGCAUCUCGUUUUCAUAUUACCAAAUAUCCUACACUUAAAAUUAUCCGCAAUGGGCAAGUAAGUAAAAGAGAAUAUAGAGGGCAACGUUCCGCUGAAGCGUUUGUAGAAUUUGUAAAGAAACAAUUAGAGGAUCCUAUACUAGAAUUUCAUCAACUGAAAGAUUUGGAAAAUCUUGAUUCUAAAAAACGUAUUAUCAUUGGUUAUUUUGAUCGCCGUGAUCAACCUGAAUAUGAUAUAUUCCGCAAAGUUGCCACAAAUCUUAAAGAAGAUUGCCAAUUUCAUGUAGGAUUUGGUGACUCUGCGCAAGCAAUGCAUCCACCAGUCGUGGACGGUAAUAACCCUAUAGGUAAAUUCCUAUUUAAUUUAACUUUAGGUACUCCUAUCAUAGUAUUCAGGCCUGAUGUUGCUGUUUCACACGAAAAUGAUGAAACAUAUAAAGGUGAUCUUAAAAAUUUUGAUGAACUAAAAAUUUGGGUACAAGAAAAAUGUGUACCAUUAGUACGGGAAAUUACCUUUGAAAAUGCUGAAGAACUAACAGAAGAGGGUUUACCAUUUUUGAUAUUAUUCCAUCGCCCUGAUGAUACAAACUCUAUAAAAGAUUACAAAGCAAUAAUAGAUAGUCAAUUAUUAAGUGAGAAACAAAAUAUCAACUUCCUCACUGCUGAUGGUAAACGAUUUGCACAUCCGUUACAUCAUCUGGGUAAAUCGGAAGAUGAUUUGCCUUUGAUCGCGAUAGAUUCAUUUAGACAUAUGUAUUUAUUCCCUAAUUUUAAAGAUAUGUAUGUGCCUGGUAAACUUAAGCAGUUUUUGGAAGACUUAUAUAGCGGUAAAUUGCACAGAGAAUUCCAUUAUGGACCUGAUCCAUCAAACAAUGAUGUACAAACAGAAGCAGUUCAUGUACAAGGAAAACAAACUUCGCCGCCAGAAUCUACAUUCAAAAAAUUAGGUCCUUCGAAAAAUCGUUAUACACUACUUGGGAAGGAUGAAUUGUAAAUCUUUCAUUUAGUAUUUUUCCUUAUUUAUUCCAACAACUUUAACUAUAAAAUUUUUUUUAUAAAAUAAUUAUAUAGCUAAACUAUUUAUCAAGAAGGCGAUGUUAACAGAAAAACUAUUUUCUUUGAAUAUAAUUGUGUGCUCUUUUUGCUUUUGAAUAU
Teleopsis dalmanni is the source of this 1617-nucleotide messenger RNA. RefSeq names its product endoplasmic reticulum resident protein 44 (gene ERp44). The transcript has 8 exons. The record is from RefSeq and is a predicted model, not a curated record. The coding region runs from base 182 to 1456 and encodes 424 amino acids. NCBI's taxonomy places the organism in Eukaryota, Metazoa, Arthropoda, Insecta, Diptera, Diopsidae.